Drosophila ficusphila is the source of this 478-nucleotide messenger RNA. RefSeq lists its product as uncharacterized. The record is from RefSeq and is a predicted model, not a curated record. The coding region runs from base 29 to 478 and encodes 149 amino acids. The transcript is spliced from 4 exons. NCBI's taxonomy places the organism in Eukaryota, Metazoa, Arthropoda, Insecta, Diptera, Drosophilidae.
UUUUUUAACAGAGUCAUGUGAAGAAAGAAUGAUCCUGUGCGAAGGAAGGAUACUUUCCGCAUUAAAAGAACAAAACAUCUAUCUUGCGGAGCAAAAUGCGGCUUUGCACCGCAAGAUAGAUCUUUUGGCCGAGAAGCUGGCGGAGACCACCGCAGUGGUUAAGAUGAAAUUGAAGGUCGAAGAAAAAACGGUAGAGACAGGGGUUCCCUUCCCCCUUAAGACGGAAGACGACAUAGAGCUCUUCGAGAGCUCUAUGACACCUGAGCUUCGGGAGUUUUACAAAGCAAAAAUAACUAACUUCGCGAGGAAGGAUAACUUCGCAAAAGUUUUGCGAAAAAUUAUUGAUGAUGGCUUGCUGCCAAAUUUUAAUUUGGACGGCACAAACUUGAAAAAGAGGUUUAAAAACUUUACAAACCUCUUUGCUAUUUUAAAAGACGUCUCACAAGAGGUAUUUCCCCUUGAGGAUGGCGAAAAAUAA